Molecule: messenger RNA, 555 nt
Organism: Staurois parvus
Lineage: Eukaryota; Metazoa; Chordata; Amphibia; Anura; Ranidae
Source: the annotation of a GenBank genome assembly
AUGAGAGACAGAGAGGGGAACACCCCGCUCCUGCUGGCAGCUCAGGAAGGGCACACAGGCUGUGUUGAUUUACUGAUUAACCGUGGGUCCCUGGUAGACCAACGUGGCAGUGACCAAAUGACGGCUUUAUGCUUUGCUGCGCUUGGGGGCCACAAAGGCACAGUGAAAUUACUACUGAAAAAAGGAGCAGACCUUGAUGUCAAAGCCAGUCACGGAAAGCCCCUCCUGUACCUGCUGGCCCUGCAAGGACUGACAGACGUGGUCGAAAUUUUGUUUGACCAUGGAGCCAACCCUGAGGUAAGAGACUGGGAGGAACGCACGGCGUUGCACGCCUCCUGCUGGCAAGGAGACUGGGAAAUGGCAAGGAUUCUCCUACAAAAGGGCAAAGCCAACUGCAAUGCCUUUGACAAGGAAAGAAGGACUCCUUUACACUGUGCCGCAUGGAGAGGGCAUGUCAAUAUCGCCCACCUUCUUCUAGAGAAUGGGGCUUUUGUUGAUGCACAGUGCUCACAAGGUGCUACCCCCCCUCUGUAUCGCUGCUCAAGAGGGACAUGA